This is a messenger RNA of Phymastichus coffea, 2801 nucleotides long. Its product is annotated as UDP-glucosyltransferase 2-like. The record is from RefSeq and is a predicted model, not a curated record. Gene Ontology annotation, molecular function: UDP-glycosyltransferase activity. Lineage: Eukaryota; Metazoa; Arthropoda; Insecta; Hymenoptera; Eulophidae.
UAUUAAAAGCUGCCAACGUCAACGAUAAUUUAUUACAUAGUUUCGUCAUGACUCGACUUUUAAAUAAAUUACGUUUUCCACUACUAUUAACAUUCCUUGUAUCGAUUGAAAAUAGUAAUGAAUUACGAAUUUUGGGUAUAUUUCCAUUCCCCGGAAAAAGUCAGUUCAACAUGGACGAGCAUAUAAUGAAAAUCUUAGCCGAACGAGGCCAUCAAGUGGACGUCUAUAGUCAUUUUCCGCUAAAAAAUCCAGUGCCUAAUUACACAGACUUCAGUCUUGCUGGUUCGCUUCCGAUUUUCGUCAACAAUGUUACCUACGAAUUCUUUAUGUCCGCAUUCCGAACUGUGGCGAUGUCUCAGUUUCUGCCUGCUUGCGGUACACCCGGCUGCGAAAUUUUGAAUCUUCCAGUAUUUCAAAACCUCGUCAAAAAUCCGCCGAAAGAUCCACCCUACGACCUCGUCAUCACAGAAUGGUUUACGUCGAAUUGUCAUCUUGCUUGGGGCCGACAUUUGAACGUACCCGUAAUUGGAAUCGUGACGACCUUCUCGCUAUUUGAAUGGGCAAACGAACCGAAUGGAAAUCCUUAUAAUCUCGCAGUGGACACGGGUGUCUUUGCUCGAUCUUUUCCUCCAAUGUCAUUUUACGAGCGAUUGGAAAACUUCCUACUACAUACGUACAUCAAGUGUUCUUAUUACAUUCGAGAGCAAGACGCUUACGUUGAAAAAAUAUUUGGAUCUGGUUACCCCAAUGUCGUCGAGAUGGAAAAAGACGUGGAUCUCAUUUUUCUCAACCAUCAUCACGCUGUGUAUGGAAACAAGCCUCUCGCUCCAACGAUUGUGCCUGUUGGAGGACUGCACGUCGUUGAUAAAGGCGAGAAAUUACCACAGAACAUACAAAAAUUCCUUGACGAAAGUAAACACGGAUUCAUUUACGUUACUUUCGGGUCGAUGAUCAGGAUCGAGACCUUUCCUAAAACUGUACUGGAUGCAUUCUACGGUGCAUUCGAGAGUAUUAAGCCGAUUAGAGUGCUAAUGAAGAUAACGAAACCUGACGAAUUGCCAUCUAGACUACCGUCGAACGUCAUCAGUAAUCCUUGGUUGCCACAAAUCGCAGUUCUAAAACAUAAGAAUAUAAAAGCAUUCGUAACGCAUGGUGGCCUGAUGGGUACGCAAGAGGCAAUACAUUACGGUGUUCCAUUAAUAGGAAUACCUUUAUUGGGUGAUCAAUUUCUUAAUAUAGAAUCCUACGUUCGAAAAAAUAUAGCUGUAAGCCUCGAUUGGGAACAAAUGACGCAGCAAAGUCUUUCUGAUGCAAUCAAUAAAAUCAUUAAGAAUCCUAUUUACAAAGAAACAACGAAAAAAAUUAGCAAAGCUUUUCGAGAUGUUCCAAUAAGUCCGAAAGAGCUGAUUGUUUUUUGGGUCGAAUACAUAGUCAGACACGGAAAAAAUGCAUUACGAUCACCUUUGGUCGACAUGCCAUGGUACCAAGCGUCUUUACUUGAUGUUUACGGAUUUAUUAUCAUCUCUAUGAUAUUAAUUUUACUUAUUGUUAAAAGAAUAAUUAUAAGUAUGAUCAAAAUAUUAUUACCUAGCUGGAAAUUGGAUGCUGAAAAAGUAAAAACGAAUUGAAACCACGUGGGAUAGCGUAUUUUUAAUUUUUUUUUCAAUGUAACAAAAUAGCGUUUUACUUAAGCUGAUUAGUUUUUUUAAUUAAUUUCCAUUUAAAGACUGCAUAUUUUGGUAGACAUCUCAAUAGAAAGGAAAUAGUUUUCAGGCACAAAAAUACUUAUUUAUUAUACGUUCUAUAAAAAAAUGUUUACUGUCCAUUAUUACUGUGUCCUUUUCUACUGUCUCUUUCGCUUAUUUUUUUUUGAAUCCUGAAACAGUCUCUAAAGCUUAUAUCAAUCUUUAAAAUAUUAACAAAAUAAUGUCAAAAAGAUUAUUUAUAACAAAAUAACGCAUUAGAAAAGCAUUUAGCAAUAAUUUUGUUUCAUAAAUUUCAAACGCGAGUAAAAGGUAAGAAUGACUACAAUUGACAGCUGUCGAUGAUAAUUAAAUGAAUUGGAUUAAUAAAAUUCGAAAUAAUUUUGAUCUGUAUUACAUUUUUGGCUGUUACAUUUACGUUUUAAAAUAUCAAUUUGUAAGCUUGAAUGGCAAAUGCAUACAACUUGUUACGCUGUAAAACUAUUUAUCUUGCUAAUUCAAACAGACCGUUUCUGCUACUCACGUGGACUAUUACGAGUGUAUUUUAUUAAUGAUUGGCUUAUUUCGAAAUAAUUGUAAUAUUCGUGUAUAUAUAGAAUAUUUCAUUAGGAUAAAAUUAUGUUUCCGUAGAUCGCGUAAGGUGUAAAAUGCCAUAAUAUUAAGCUCUGCCACUGUAAAUUGCAUGUCACGUCGUUAUCUUACUUAUGUUUUGAUAACAAAAUCUUCCACUUGUCAUCUUCAAAUGAUCGCAACCGUAUAAAAGAAAGUAACUGCUCGAGCAUUAUAUUACUCAACCUAUAUGUUUAUAAAAUUCUAAUGAACUCUGAUUGCGAUCUGUCUAUAGAAAACCAAUCGUAAUGAAAAUUUCUUAUCCGUCGCUUUCUCUUCCAUGUUCAUUGAUUAAUGAAAAAUAUUGUCAUACUUGUACAGUACCUUGAUUCAUUUACAAAGUAUCAAAAUUUCCGCAAAGUCAAGGGUUAAGCGACGUCAAUCAGUAGUGAUUACUACCUCUAUUCCUUCCGAGAAUAGUGUUAUAUGUAAUAAAUCAUAUAUUUUAUAGUUUUUUUAAAUAUUAGUAAUCACUAUGCGCGCUGCGCG